Aethalodelphis obliquidens (Pacific white-sided dolphin) is the source of this 3123-nucleotide messenger RNA. It is a transcript of the gene TRIM67, whose product is annotated as tripartite motif containing 67. The record is from RefSeq and is a predicted model, not a curated record. The transcript is spliced from 10 exons. Gene Ontology annotation, molecular function: protein binding; zinc ion binding. Gene Ontology annotation, cellular component: cytoplasm. The coding region runs from base 1 to 2391 and encodes 796 amino acids. NCBI's taxonomy places the organism in Eukaryota, Metazoa, Chordata, Mammalia, Artiodactyla, Delphinidae.
AUGGAGGAGGAGCUGAAGUGCCCCGUGUGCGGCUCGCUGUUUCGGGAGCCCAUCAUCUUGCCAUGUUCCCACAACGUCUGCCUGCCUUGCGCCCGAACCAUCGCGGUGCAGACCCCGGACGGCGAGCAGCACCUGCCCCCGCCGCUCCUGCACUCCCGGGGCUCAGGGCUGCCCGCAGGCGCCGCCGCCGCCGCCGCCGCGCCCCCUCCGGACCACGAGACGCCGGCUGGCCCGGCCUGCGGCGGCGGCGGCGGCGGCGGCGGGAGCGCGGCCGGCGGCGACCACGCGGACAAGCUGAGCUUGUACAGUGAGACAGACAGCGGUUACGGCUCUUACACCCCGAGCCUCAAGUCCCCCAACGGGGUUCGCGUGCUGCCCACGGUGCCUGCGCCGCCCGGCUCCUCGGCCGCCGCCGCCCGGGGCGCCGCCUGCUGCUCGCUGCCCUCGGCCUCCUCGAGCUCCAUCACGUGCCCGCAGUGCCACCGCAGCGCCUCCCUGGACCACCGCGGCCUGCGCGGCUUCCGGCGCAACCGACUGCUAGAGGCCAUCGUGCAGCGCCAUCAGCAGGGCCGCGGGGCCGCGCACGGGGCGUCCGCAGCCGCUGCCGUGGCCGUGUGCCAGUUGUGCGACCGCACCCCGCCCGAGCCGGCCGCCACGCUUUGCGAGCAGUGCGACGUGCUCUACUGCGCUGCCUGCCAGCUCAAGUGCCAUCCAUCUCGGGGACCCUUCGCCAAGCACCGCCUGGUGUCGCCGCCGCCGCCGCCGCGCGCGCCCGCCGAGGCCGCCUCUGCGUCUCCAGGCGCCGCCCAGGGCGCCCCCAGCGCAGGCGGAAGCUGCAAGAGCCCGGGUGCCACCGGCGCCGGAGCGGCGGGGGGCGGCGCGGCCCGCAAGUACCCUACGUGCCCUGACCACGAAAUGGAGAACUAUAGCAUGUACUGCGUGAGCUGCCGAGCCCCGGUGUGCUAUCUGUGCCUAGAGGAGGGCCGGCACGGCAAGCACGAGGUGAAGCCGCUGGGGGCCAUGUGGAAACAGCACAAGGCCCAACUGUCUCAGGCCUUAAAUGGAGUUUCCGAUAAGGCAAAAGAAGCCAAGGAGUUUCUAGUUCAGCUGAAGAACAUUCUGCAGCAGAUCCAGGAGAACGGCCUGGACCACGAGGCCUGCCUGGUGGCUCAGUGUGACGCGCUGGUUGAUGCUCUAACCCGGCAGAAAGCCAAGCUGCUUACCAAGAUUACCAAAGAGAGGGAGAACAAGCUGAAGAUGGUUUGGGACCAGAUCAAUCACUGCACGCUGAAGCUGCGCCAGUCCACGGGGCUGAUGGAGUACUGCCUGGAGGUGAUCAAGGAGAACGACCCAUCCGGGUUUCUGCAGAUCUCGGACGCCCUGAUCAAGCGUGUCCAGGUGUCUCAAGAGCAGUGGGUCAAAGGUGCCCUGGAGCCGAAGGUGUCUGCAGAGUUUGAACUGACCUUGGACAGCGGGCCACUGCUGCAGGCCAUCCACCAGCUGGACUUCAUUCAGAUGAAAUGUAGGGGUGAGCCGUGGUUGGCCCAGUUCAGCCCACCUGUCCCCGUCACAGUGCCGCCCGUGCCCCUGCUGCAGCUGGAGAAGUGCUGCACCCGGAACAACAGCGUCACGCUGGCCUGGAGGACGCCGCCCUUCACCCACAGCACCGUGGACGGCUACAUCCUGGAGCUGGACGACGGAGACGGGGGCCAGUUCCGGGAGGUGUACGUCGGCAAGGAGACCCUGUGCACCAUCGACGGCCUUCACUUCAACAGCACCUACAAUGCCAGGGUCAAGGCUUUCAACUCCUCUGGCGUCGGGCCCUACAGUAAGACCGUCGUCCUGCAGACGUCCGACGUGGCCUGGUUCACGUUUGACCCCAACUCUGGGCACCGGGACAUCAUUUUAUCCAACGACAACCAGACGGCCACCUGCAGCAGCUACGAUGACCGGGUGGUGCUGGGCACGGCGGCCUUCUCCAAGGGCGUGCAUUACUGGGAGCUGCACGUGGACCGCUACGACAACCACCCGGACCCCGCCUUCGGGGUGGCCAGGGCCAGCGUGGGCAAGGACAUGAUGCUGGGCAAGGACGACAAGGCCUGGGCCAUGUACGUGGACAGCAACCGCAGCUGGUUCAUGCACUGCAGCUCCCACACCAACAGGACGGAAGGCGGCGUGUGCAAGGGGGCCACCGUGGGCGUGCUACUGGACCUGAACGAGCACACCCUGACCUUCUUCAUCAACGGGCAGCAGCAGGGCCCUACGGCCUUCAGCCACGUGGACGGGGUCUUCAUGCCGGCCCUCAGCCUCAACCGCAACGUGCAGGUCACCCUGCACACGGGAUUGGAAGUGCCAACCAACCUGGGGCGGCCAAAGGUGCCGGGCAACUAGCCUCCCAGGCCCUGCUCUGCACGGCUGCCCCUCACUGCACUCACAUAACCCCGAGGGCAGCACAGCCACAUCCUGGGUGCAGCCCAGCAGCCACGGAGCAUCUCAGAGACCCGCUUUCUUUGGGGGACGGAGAACGAUCUGCAGGCUGUGCGCACGGAGGCCCCAGUCAGUGGUGAACACGGGAGUGUGUUUCCCCUUGUUCCACCGGCCAUUACAAAUACGAAGAGGGACCUUUCUCAAGGGAGCAAGGAAGCGUUCGGGGUUUCAUUUUGUUUCCUGCCUUCCAAUUUAGAAGCUUGUCUUUUUGGGGGGCAAGAGGAGAGCAGGCUCUGAGACGUGAAUCCUGAGAGCAGGAGGCGGCGGGGGGCGCUCGGGAAUCUCGUGGCCUCAGUGUCAAGUCUUUGCUGGACUCCGCUCCUUCAGAGAACCAAGGGUGCAGGUUCCCAUCUCUGCCAGGAAACGUUGUUAUCCUUUAGCUUUUCGGUUCUGGAGUCUUCAGUACGUUAUGCCACUUGCAGACCUAAUCCAGGAUGGAUAGAGAGGGAUGUUAAUCAUUCAUCAUGAUCUUUGCCGCUCUCGUUGAACUGUUGAGGACUUUUUAAAAUAGUUUCCUUAGAUCCUUCAUUAGUCCACCAACCUCUCUCUCUUACACACACACACACACACACACACACACACACACACACACACACACACACACACACACACACACCAGUCUGCUACAAUUCACUC